Messenger RNA from Bacillus rossius redtenbacheri, 3168 nucleotides. Its product is annotated as mucin-4-like. Bases 1 to 3168 code for a protein of 1055 amino acids. NCBI's taxonomy places the organism in Eukaryota, Metazoa, Arthropoda, Insecta, Phasmatodea, Bacillidae. The transcript is spliced from 12 exons. The record is from RefSeq and is a predicted model, not a curated record.
AUGGUCUGCAUUUCCUCGGCUGUCGGGGGCACCGCGCCUGGUAGGGGCGUGGAAGAGUGCGGGCCCAUUCUGCAGUGCCUCGUGCUGGGCUGUGAGAGGGCUCGAGCCCUGCGCGGCAACAGCGCACCUCAGCGCACCUCAGCGCACCUCAGCGCGGCAACAGCGCACCUCAGCGCGGCAACAGCGCACCUAAGCGCGGCAACAGCAAACCUCAGCGCGGCAACAGCGCACCUCUGCGCGGCAACAGCGCACCUCAUCGCGGCAACAGCUCACUUCAGCGCGGUACAGCGCACCUCAGCGCGGCAACACGCACCUCAGCGCGUCAACAGCGCACCUCAGCGCGUCAACACCGUACCUCAGCGCGGUAACAGCGAACCUCAUCGCGGCAACAGCGAACCUCAUCGCGGCAACAGCGCACCUCAUCGCGGCAACAGCGCACCUCAGCGCGGCAACAGCGCACCUCAGCGCGGCAACAGCGCACCUCAGCGCGGCAACACGCACCUCAGCGCAUCAACAGCGCACCUCAGCGCGUCAACACCGUACCUCAGCGCGGAAACAGUGAACCUCAUCGCGGCAACUGCGCACCUCAUCGCGGCAACAGCGCACCUCAGCGCGUCAACAGCGCACUCAGCGCGUCAACACCGUACCUCAGCGCGUCAACACCGUACCUCAGCGCGGUACAGAACACCUCUGCGCGUCAACAGCGCACCUCAGCGCGGCAACAGCGCACCUCAUCGCGGCAACAUCGCACCUCAGCGCGGCAACAGCGCACCUCAUCGCGGCAACAUCGCACCUCAGCGCGUCAACAGCGCACCUCAGCGCGUCAACACCGUACCUCAGCGCGGCAACAGCGCACCUCAUCGCGGCAACAGCGCACCUCAGCGCGUCAACACCGUACCUCAGCGCGUCAACACCCGCGUCAACAGCGCACCUCAGCGCGUCAACACCGUACCUCAGCGCGUCAACACCGUACCUCAGCGCGUCAACACCGUACCUCAGCGCGUCAACACCGUACCUCAUCGCGACAACAGCGCACCUCAUCGCGGCAACAGCGCACCUCAUCGCGGCAACAGCGCACCUCAGCGCGGCAACACGCACCUCAGCGAGUCAACAGCGCACCUCAGCGCGUCAACACCGUACCUCAGCGCGUCAACACCCGCGGCAACAGCGCACCUCAGCGCAGCAAAAGCGCACUUCAGCGCGGCAACAGCGCACCUCAGCGCGGCAACACCGUACCUCAGCGCGGCAACAGUGAACCUCACCAAGGCAACAGCGCACCUCAGCGCGGCAUCAGCGCACCUCAGCGCGGCAUCAGCGCACCUCAGCGCGGCAAAAGCGCACUUCAGCGCGGCAACAGCGUACCUCAGCGCGGCAACACCGUACCUCAGCGCGCGCGGCAACAGCGCACCUCAGCGCGGCAACACCGUACCUCAGCGCGGCAACACCGUACCUCAGCGCGGCAACACCGUACCUCAGCGCGGCAACACCGUACCUCAGCGCGGCAAAAGCGAACCUCAGCGCGGCAACAGCGCACCUCAGCGCGGCAACAGCGCACCUCAGCGCGGCAACACGCACCUCAGCGCGCGCGUCAACAGCGCACCUCAGCGCGGCAACAGCGCACCUCAUCGCGGCUACAGCGCACCUCAUCGCGGCAACAGCGCACCUCAGCGCGGCAACAGCGCACCUCAGCGCGGCAACACGCACCGCAGCGCGUCAACAGCGCACCUCAGAGCGUUAACACCGUACCUCAGCGCGGCAACAGCGAACCUCACCAAGGCAACAGCGCACCUCAGCGCGUCAACACCGUACCCCAGCGCGCGCGUCAACAGCGCACCUCAGCGCGUCAACACCGUACCUCAGCGCGUCAACACCGUACCUCAGCGCGUCAACACCGUACCUCAGCGCGUCAACACCGUACCUCAGCGCGUCAACACCGUACCUCAUCGCGACAACAGCGCACCUCAUCGCGGCAACAGCGCACCUCAUCGCGGCAACAGCGCACCUCAGCGCGGCAACACGCACCUCAGCGAGUCAACAGCGCACCUCAGCGCGUCAACACCGUACCUCAGCGCGUCAACACCGUACCUCAGCGCGCGCGGCAACAGCGAACCCAAGCGCGGCAACAGCGUACCUCAGCGCGUCAACACCGUACCUCAUCGCGACAACAGCGCACCUCAUCGCGGCAACAGCGCACCUCAUCGCGGCAACAGCGCACCUCAUCGCGGCAACAGCGCACCUCAGCGCGGCAACACGCACCUCAGCGCGUCAACACCCGCGGCAACAGCGCACCUCAGCGCAGCAAAAGCGCACUUCAGCGCGGCAACAGCGCACCUCAGCGCGGCAACACCGUACCUCAGCGCGGCAACAGUGAACCUCACCAAGGCAACAGCGCACCUCAGCGCGGCAUCAGCGCACCUCAGCGCGGCAUCAGCGCACCUCAGCGCGGCAAAAGCGCACUUCAGCGCGGCAACAGCGUACCUCAGCGCGGCAACACCGUACCUCAGCGCGCGCGGCAACAGCGCACCUCAGCGCGGCAACACCGUACCUCAGCGCGGCAACACCGUACCUCAGCGCGGCAACACCGUACCUCAGCGCGGCAAAAGCGAACCUCAGCGCGGCAACAGCGCACCUCAGCGCGGCAACAGCGCACCUCAGCGCGGCAACACGCACCUCAGCGCGCGCGUCAACAGCGCACCUCAGCGCGGCAACAGCGCACCUCAGCGCGGCAACACGCACCGCAGCGCGUCAACAGCGCACCUCAGAGCGUUAACACCGUACCUCAGCGCGGCAACAGCGAACCUCACCAAGGCAACAGCGCACCUCAGCGCGGCAUCAGCGCACCUCAGCGCGGCAUCAGCGCACCUCAGCGCGGCAAAAGCGCACCUCAGCGCGGCAACAGCGCACCUCAGCGCGGCAACAGCGUACCUCAGCGCGGCAAGCGCGCACCUCAGCGAGGCAACACCGUACCUCAGCGCGGCAAAAGCGAACCUUAGCGCGGCAACAGCGCACCUCAGCGCGGCAACAGCGCACCUCAGCGCGGCAAAAGCGCACCUCAGCGCGAGCGCUUCCGUGGGCGUGGUGAAAGUCGCCGAGGACAAGCGGGCAGCGACCAAUCACAGCGAGGCGAGACGGGUGACGCUGCUGUUCAGUUGUGGUCUGCACGGGUGA